AUGGAUGAGAUGAAAAUUAGAGAGCAUUUCUCCUCUUCUUCACGUCUAGAUUUCCUCUUUCCCUUCCUCCGAACUCUCAGUUUUAGGGUAACGCGAUUUUGGUUUGAAUUAACCUAUUUCAUCAUCCUUUCCUUAUUAGGUUUCUUGGCUUUGAACGUUUCAUCAUUUAGAACUCUACCAUCAUUUAGGCCUAAAAACCUGGAUUUAUUUUUCACUUCUGUUUCUUCUAUAACAGUUUCCAGCAUGGCCACUGUUGAAAUGGAAGUUUUUUCAGAUAUCCAACUUGUUUUCAUUACCAUAUUGAUGUUUCUUGGUGGCGAAGUGUUUAUUUCUUUUCUUGGACUCCAACUCAUGAAGUACUUCAAUGAUAUUGACAAUAAAGAAAGUAUUUUAGUACAAAACAAAGUUGACUUUGACUCUUCAAAUUACUCUAUUCAUCAACUUGAGCUUGGGAUGGUAACUAUUGAUCACCACCUAAGAGAUCAUGAAAAUUUUGAUGUUAAAUUAGGACCUACUUUCAAGUUGAAGUGUAUAAGAUUCUUGGGUUAUGUGGUUCUUGGUUAUAUUCUAGUUGUUGUUUUUCUUGGUUAUUCCUUAGUUUCUAUGUACAUGAGUUUUAGUCCAAGUGCACCACAUAUCCUCAAUGAAAAAGGGCUUAAUUUUCGUACUUUUUCCCUUUUCACCACUGUUUCAACUUUUGCAAAUUGUGGAUUUGCCCCUACCAAUGAGAACAUGAUUAUUUUCAAGAAAAAUUCAGGUUUUCUUCUCAUUCUAAUCCCUCAAAUCCUACUUGGCAACACAUUGUAUCCUCCUUUCUUGCGCUUAACCAUUUGGUUUCUUUGGAAAAUCACAAAGAGAGAAGAGUUUAACCAUAUUCUAAAAGACUCAAAAAGAUUAGGAUAUUCCCAACUAUUUCCAAGUUAUGAAACCAUUUCUCUUGUAAUUACUGUUUUGGGAUUCAUAUUUGUUCAAUUUAUAGUAUUUUGUUCAUUGGAGUGGUACUCUGAAGCCACUUAUGGUUUAAGUGCUAAAGAGAAGUUGGUUGGAUCAUUAUUUGAAGUUGUGAAUUCAAGGCAUGCUGGUGAAUCUGUUUUUGAUCUUUCAACUCUCUCUCCAGCAAUAUUGUUAGUGUUCAUCUUAAUGAUGUAUCUUUCACCCUAUGGUUGUUUUUUGCCAGUUGAUAGUUGUCAAGGAAGCUGGAAAAUUACCAAACGAAUAAACAGAAGAAAAGGGAGCAACUUAGUGGAGAUCAUAAUGUUUUCACAGCUUUCUUACGUGGUCAUUUUUACCAUCCUUAUUUGUAUCACAGAAAGAGACAAAAUGAAGAAUGAUCCUCUCAAUUUCAGUGUUCUCAACAUUGUCUUCGAAGUUGUCAGUGCAUAUGGGAAUGUUGGGCUCUCAAUGGGCUACAGCUGUGCAAGGCAAGUAAAACCAAAUGGCCAUUGCAAGGAUGCAAUGUAUGGAUUUGCUGGAAGAUGGAGUGGCACAGGAAAGUUUAUUCUGAUUGUUGUCAUGUUUAUGGGAAAGCUCAAGAAGUACAAUAAAAGAGGUGGCAAGGCUUGGAAACUGUUGUAACUUUUUCUGCUGAGUCUAACUAUAUGUAAAAAUGUGUCUUUUUUUUUUUU
Messenger RNA from Lycium ferocissimum, 1625 nucleotides. Its product is annotated as sodium transporter HKT1-like. Gene Ontology annotation, cellular component: plasma membrane. Gene Ontology annotation, biological process: monoatomic cation transport; transmembrane transport. Gene Ontology annotation, molecular function: sodium ion transmembrane transporter activity. The transcript is spliced from 3 exons. NCBI's taxonomy places the organism in Eukaryota, Viridiplantae, Streptophyta, Magnoliopsida, Solanales, Solanaceae. Bases 1 to 1575 code for a protein of 524 amino acids. The record is from RefSeq and is a predicted model, not a curated record.